AUGAUUGAAGUACAAGACCUUAUUGUCUCUAGAGGGGGGGAUCCCCAAAAAGUUAUCGACAGCCUGCAAAAGCGGUACGCCCCCACCGAAAUUGUCGACGAGGUCAUUGCGCUCUGGAAUGAUGCAUAUCAGACGCGGUACAAGGCCAGCCAAUUCGGCGCAAAGAUCAACGCCGUCCAAAAAGAGAUCGGGCAGCUGAAGAAAGCAAAACAAGAUGCGGACCACCUACUGCAAGAAAAGGCGAAUCUAGAGAAAGAGAAGAAGAAGAUCGAAGAGGAGGCCACCGAGAAGGAGAAGUUGAGAGACCGCAAGUGCAAGUUGAUUGGCAACUACGUGCACGAGUCGGUGCCGGUCAAUGACAACGAGGACUUCAAUGAGGUGGUUAAGAAAUGGGCCCCUGAAGGCUUCACGGAAGAAAAGCGUGACUGUCUCUCCCACCACGAAGUCAUGACCCGCGCAGAAGUCUACGACGGCGAACGAGGCGUUAAACUCGUCGGCCAUCGAGGGUACUUCCUUCGAAAAUGGGGUGUCCUGCUUAACCAAGCCCUCAUCAACUACGGCUUACAUUUCCUCGUCUCCAAGGGAUAUGAUCCGCUCCAACCGCCAUAUUUCAUGAAGGCAGAGUACAUGGCCAAGACCGCGCAGUUGGAACAAUUCGACGAAGAGCUGUACAAGGUCAUUGAAGACAAGGACGCAGAAGACAAGUUUCUUAUCGCGACAUCCGAACAGCCCAUCUCGGCAAUGUUUGCGGAAGAGUGGUUGACGGAGAAGGACCUCCCGAAGAAGUUUGCAGGCUACUCUUCGUGUUUUCGCAAGGAGGCCGGUGCCCAUGGGAGAGAUGCAUGGGGGUUGUUUCGCAUUCACCAAUUUGAGAAGGCAAGUACUUUGAAUAUCCCUAGAGAAAUCCGCUCAAGUGUGCUAAUUGGCGCCGUCCAGAUCGAACAAUUCCUCUUUGUCAAACCCGAAGAAUCCUGGCAAGCCCUGGAAGACAUGAAGUCCAUUGCCGAAGAGUUCUAUCGGUCCUUGAAGCUCCCUUACCGUGUUGUGGCGAUUGUCUCGGGCGCACUCAAUAAUGCGGCGGCCAAGAAGUACGACCUGGAAGCUUGGUUCCCCUACCAAAACGAGUACAAGGAACUUGUGUCCUGCUCGAAUUGCACGGAUUACCAGACGCGGGAGCUCGAGAUUCGGUACGGACAAAAAAAAGGCGCCAUCGACGCGAGAAAGACAUAUGUUCAUGCCCUGAACGGGACAUUGUGCGCCACGGAGAGGACCUUGUGUUGUGUGGUGGAGAAUUACCAGAAAGAAGAUGGCAUUGAAGUCCCCGAGGUGCUAAGGCGGUACAUGCCUCCUGGGACGCCGGAUAUCAUUCCAUACACAAAGGACUUGCCAAAAGAUACGGUCUCGACAAAGGGGAAGCAGCCACCGAAGCCAAAGACCGGAGGAGGUGCUCCUGAGGGUGGCCCCAAGCGGGAUAUGCCGGCGGCGGAGAAUGUCGCGGAUAAGAUGAAGGACAUGAAGGUGUAG
This is a messenger RNA of Cladophialophora psammophila CBS 110553, 1524 nucleotides long. RefSeq names its product seryl-tRNA synthetase. Bases 1 to 1524 code for a protein of 507 amino acids. Lineage: Eukaryota; Fungi; Ascomycota; Eurotiomycetes; Chaetothyriales; Herpotrichiellaceae. Gene Ontology annotation, biological process: seryl-tRNA aminoacylation. Gene Ontology annotation, cellular component: cytosol. Gene Ontology annotation, molecular function: ATP binding; tRNA binding; serine-tRNA ligase activity. The record is from RefSeq and is a predicted model, not a curated record. The transcript has 5 exons.